UCUCGAGACCUCGAGCCGAGUGCGUCGACGCUGUGUGGGCGCGCGCUCGAUCCGUGCACGUCGCCACGCGAGCAGCCAGCUGGGAGAGAGCGGCGGCGCAUGGCCGGCUAGCGCGCCGGCUGCGAUGCUGGCAGGGCCCCCCUCCGCUGGCGGAGGCCUGCAGACGCCGAUGCACCACUUCCAGGCGCAGCAGCAGCAGCAGCACUCGCCGCCGCCGGCGCCCCCGCCGCCGGCCGUCAGCGUCGGGGCGGCGACGACGACGGUGGCGUCGGCCGCCCCCGGGGGCGGCGUCGGCGUCGGCGUGACGGCGGCGCCCAGCAUGAGUCCGCUGCUGCCCAGUUUCGGCUUCACGCAGGAGCAGGUGGCGUGCGUGUGCGAGGUGCUGCAGCAGUCGGGCAACAUCGAGCGCCUCGGCCGCUUCCUCUGGUCGCUGCCGGCCUGCGACAAGCUGCACAAGCACGAGAGCGUGCUCAAGGCCAAGGCCAUCGUCGCCUUCCACCGCGGCAACUUCAAGGAGCUGUACCGCAUUCUCGAGUCGCACCAGUUCUCGCCGCACAACCACCCCAAGCUGCAGGCGCUCUGGCUGAAGGCGCACUACGUAGAGGCGGAGAAGCUGCGCGGCCGGCCCCUGGGCGCCGUCGGCAAGUACCGCGUGCGCCGCAAGUUCCCGCUGCCGCGCACCAUCUGGGACGGCGAGGAGACGAGCUACUGCUUCAAGGAGAAGUCCCGUUCCGUGCUGCGCGAGUGGUACACGCACAACCCGUACCCCAGCCCGCGCGAGAAGCGCGAGCUCGCCGAGGCCACGGGCCUCACCACCACGCAGGUCUCCAACUGGUUCAAGAACCGCCGGCAGCGCGACCGCGCCGCCGAGCAGAAGGACGGGUCCGGACGGUCUGGAGGUGAAGGCGACAAGGCGGGGGCGGCAGGCCCCAGCUCGGCGCUGGACUCCAGCUCGGAGUCUGCAGACGGCGACCACAAGCCGCCCGCGGGGCUGGACCAGCAGCAGCAGCAGCCGCCCGGCAUUCCCACGCAGGAGACGGCGCACCACGGCGCGGAGCUGUACCCGAGCGCCGCAGCGAGCGGGGGUGGAAGCGGCGGCGGCGCGGGGGCGGUGGACCUGAAGCCGUCGGUGGCGAGCCUGCAGGCGACCGUCAUGUCGAACGCGACGCUGGCCGCCGCGGCCGCCGCCUCCGCCUACCAGUCGCAGCUGCUGCCGCCGGCGUGCCCGCAGCCCGCCGUCGGCGUGGGCGUCGGCGUGGGGGUGGGCGUGGGCGGCGCGCACCUACACCACCACCACCACGCGGCGCCGCCCGCCGCCGCCGACGCCCUCAUCCACGACUACCACUCCUUGUGACAGUGGGCCGCUGGCUACGGGUACGGGCAGUGACCCUAGCCAGCGCGCUCGCAGGGCCCGCGCGCGGCCCGCGACGCUUCCCAGCAUGCAGCGCGACGCCGCCUCCUGCCGCCGCCGCACCCGCCCUCUGCCGCGACGCCGCACCCCUUACUGCCCCGAGACACCUCGCCGCCGUGGUGAAGCAAUUCCUCCGCGCUCGACGGUGGACAUUUCUUCCGAGCUGAAUGGAGUACUGUGCCCAACAAGACACUUUGCGGCACGUAAUUUUCCGCAACAGCAUCUCUUAGCACGUCGGUUCGCUACAUCUCAUCGGAUUGUAGGUAUUCAACAGUAUCGCCGUCAAAAUUUCGUCGUCUGAAGGAAAUAUUUGGUGCUUAACGGACAACACUCAACAGCAUCGCAGUGACUGAUGUAGUGACACCGGUAGCACGACAAAAGGGAGCUCAGUGUUCCAACAAUGAUAGUGUGCGGACUCUUCUGUAGAGGGCAGUGCAGAUGGCGGUACGAUGCAGAGAAAGACUUGAGACUUCCAUUAAGUAUGCCGGUGAUAUAUCUUUCGCACUCAGCAGUGACAUUAACAAUGUAUUGCUGUAUCUACAAGAUGACUUUGAGUUAUUUGAAUCGACAUUUGUAGACGCACGCACGAUAUUCCCUCGAAGGGCUCUAGAAUUUACGUAUUCGCACAUUCUUCCCAAUGUUGUAUUAUUUCUAAGAUAAUAACCCCUAUGAUGAUAUCUGCUUAGUUUCAAAGUGUAUGACAAUACGCGAAUGAGACAUUCGUCUCCCUGACAGCAUUCCUUAAAGAGAGGAAACCCUUUCAUGGGAGAAAAUUCCGUUAAAAUUGUGCAAAUUUCUGCCCUCUGGCAUUUUAUCACCACCGUGAUCACAAAACAUGCAUUUUUGUACCCCUGUAGCACAUUAGUAGGGCCACAAUUCAGUACUUCUCUCAGACACGCACAGUUCAGCUACUGACGUACAACAGAGUCAUGAAAACGAAAAACGCUUCUCGGAGGAAAUCUGACACGAAAUUUGUAACAUAUUUUAUUAUUGUUUUUACUUCUUUGACAGUUUUUGACUUCUUCAAUACUGACACAACAAGAGACGAGUGUGGAGCAGAUAUUUCCGCUGAAAGACAGUGCAAACGCAUGAAACGAAUGUGCACAAAGAGGGCAGCAUUAAGCACUUUUCACGGCCUACUCUGUCAUUUUGCACUUUCCUCGGUGUAAUUUAUUAUAUUAGAAGUCGCAAGAAGUGCUUCAAAACCAAAUUUUUUUAAAAAAGUUCUGUAUAAGUGAUGAAUUCACAUUUGUUGUGACUUCGGAAGUUCGUCAAGCUUACGUAAUAAGAAGCAGACACUUUUGGAUUUCUACGUUGAGAAUCAAUUUACGAAUUCCAAUUCUCACUUUGCUUUCCUGGACGGUAAUAUGAAGGGCAGAAGAAUCAUGUGCCUUCAGGCAGUGCAUUAAAUGUUUCUUCACAGACUAGGAAGUAUUCUCGCCAAUUCUCAUAGCCUGUAUGUGACUACAGCGUACGUCAAGCGCACGCUAGUAAGGGUUACUUGAUCAACACCUAAGAUAUCCUGUCACUGUGCAUAGUAAUUGCAGUAGCCUUCUUUGUAGCAAGAACACAUUCACAUUAUAAUCCGGUUAAUCUUUCAGUACCGCUUAACAGUAAUUAUUAUUGUGACUGUGUGAAAAUGUCUGUAAAAAUACAGCGUUUCGUUGGCGCAAAAUGGGCACAAGAACUGAUGAUGUAUCUUAUGUGACGCUGGCUUACGAUGGGAUGGAAGGGCUGUUCCACCUGCAAACGUGUGCGCCUGAGACGAUGCUAUGACGUCGUCGUAGGUAUGCGACAGAGGGAGUUGCCACGCCAGCCGGCCUGGACCGUGGCAACCCAUUUCGGAACCAUCCCAGCGGCUGCAAGUCCAGACCGUCGCCCUUUGUGCUCUGCCUUGUGUGUACAUACUUACCUGCGGCCCCUGUGUAUAUAUAAGUUAUGAUGGACAGUGUGUUGUACAUAUAAGAUUUAGCGAUGUAGUUCUUGUGAAACAGUAGUCCUCUUCCACUAGGCAGCAUACAUUUCCGAUAACAUGGGCUAACGUAUAAUACGUGCGCGGCUCUAAGCUUAAACACAACUGUGAAUGCGUAUGUUAAGUACAUAUGAGCAAUUAUUGUGUCUUACGUUGGUCUGGUCCAUCGUCUCCAUCGUCCCUAUGUAAGUUACGUGUGUAACCGCUUCGGAAGUACAAUUACUAUUUGCACAAAAACAAUGUUACUUAUUUAUACUAAUAAUAUGAGCGAAAGUUUUUUAUAUAGUUUAUAUGGUCCCUUAAUUUAGAAAAACGAAACAUGCAGUAAAAAUGGAAAUGUUUUUGAAAAGAUCGGUGAAAUUCUCUUAUUUAGCUACCGUAUAGCACUGUCCAGUGGCAACAAUAAAAGCCCACUUUAUUGUGCCACAAGAAUUCUAGAUGCGUGAAACCGUGAUUAUUUGUUAUUGAACAGAACGCGAGUCUAAUUCAGAUCUCUGUCAAUUUCAAGCACUGGUCUUGCAGUGCAGCUCUCUGCACGCUCCAUCUUCAGCUUUUCUCAAAUCUCUGUUCGUCUUCCAAAUUCUUCUCACGAAAUACUGUUAACACUCGGUGGCCGAAAAGAUUUGCCUGAGAGACUGGCAUUUCCAAAGCCCAGGUUUUACUUAAAAAAUGAUAUUUGUCGCUCUUUACUAGAGUGCUCAGCAGUUUGAUACUUACCUCGUAACACGGCUGAUCAGUUCAUCUCGCGUUCGGGAACGGCCAAGAAUUCGGUUGGACCUCUGCUGCGACACUCAAUCGUACAUCAGCCAAGCGACAAUUCUAUUGAACUAGGAGACGCUUUCUUUAUCAUAGCUAGUGUUUAUUAGUGGGAUGUCAAAUCACUACUACUGUAUUACUACAUGGCUCAAGAUCUCUACACGGUGAUUGCCCUGCAUACCAUCACAACCCCUCCCCAUUUGAAUUUACGUGCUAAUUUACAUUCUAAAAUUUCCUCAAACGGCACUACUAUCCAUCCUAAUGUACCGUUCUCAUCGAGGAAGGCUAUGAAGGCUACCCGCUGCCUCGACAACAUGUUCCUGCCUCUGUCGAUGUACUUUAUCCAUUUUUUAGACUUCUAUAAUACCCAUCUGGUUUAGGUAGUUGGCCCCCUCCCCUCAAUAAACGCCCCUCUGCCAAGAGAUAUCUUAGCCACAUGAAGUUGAGAGAAGAGGUAACAAAGUUUACCGUUAUCAGCAUUGUCUCGUUAAAAGGAUUAGGUGUUGUAGUCACCUGUUCCGACCUCUAUCAUCGACCCAUCCAUCUCUUACGAGGUCUAUCUAGUUCUCUCUUUCCAGUCAGCUGACAAUUAAUUAUCGUUUUUACAGUCUGUUUUCUGUCACUCUAUCAAAGUGUUCCUCCCUUUUUAUUCUGUUCUCUUCUGCCUUGUCAUUAACUGAAAAGAGUUUUAAACCUGAUCUUAUUGUUUCAUUCCUUAUUUUAUCCAUUUUAUUACUCACCUCAUGAACUUCAUUUCUGCUGCUUUUAUACGUGAUUUUUCUUGUUUUGUUACUGUCCAUGACACGAAACUAUGUACUAGACUAUGUACAGCCAUGAAUUUAUAAAAUUUCGCUUGUUUUUGCUUUCUUAUUUUUCUUUCCGAAAUUCUUCCAAUUGUUCAGCAGAUAAUUUGAUAUUUGUUAACCUUCUCUUCAUAGUCGUUGUCAUAGUUAAAACUAUUAUCAAAUCCUAGAUAACUGAAGGGGGAUAAUUGUUCCAAAAUUUUCUCACUUAUUAUUAUUUUCGGUCUAACUGCAUUCUUUCCUUUGAACGCCGUUAUCGUUGUCUUAUUUGUAGAUAUAAUUAAGUUGUAAUAUAUCGCGUUUUAGCUCGACCUAUGUUCUGCUCUUCGUAAAUUCUCUUCAGUUUCCUAUACAAUUGUUUGGUAAUCUCCAUAUGACAGAGUACUUAGUGGUACCUAGAUCCUAUUUAAGUCCUAGCUGUAUUUCAUCUUUCCACUUCGUAACUAUGUCAUAAAUAUAUAAAUUAAAUAAACUGAUUGAUAGACAGAUCUCUGUCGAACACAUUGAUUUACUGAAAUUUCAUCUUGAAUUUUCAAACCUGAACUUAUAACUAUUUUUGUGUUGACAUGUGGACUCUUUAUGAUAUUAAAAAGGUGUUUAUGAAAACCUUUUAUUUCCAUCAUUUUCAACAAAAGGGGUCUUUUUACCUUACCACAGGCUUUCUGAUAACGAAGAAAUGCUAAAUGCCUUUCUAAGCCCGAAUUCGCUACGUUUUUCAAUAACUCGUCUUGUUAUAAAUACACCAUCAUUGCACAAAGGUCCCUUUCUGAAGCCUCAUUGUUCUCCUUCAAUUACUGCAUCAUCGGUAGUUUGCAACCCUUAAUUAAGAAUUUUCCCAUAAAAGUUAUGUCCAGUGUUUAGUAAAAUAAUGCGUCCAUAAAUUCGUGUGUCUUACCUAUUGCCUUUUUUAAAUGUAGAUUUAGUUUCAGCUGGGUUCAAUUCUUCAGGAGUGGAACCAUUCUUCCAACACAUAUUUUAAAAUGAAGGAAACAGAAUUCUAAAAUGAUUCCUCCGCGUUUAAUUAAUUCGAUAUUAAUGUCAUCAGGGUCAAUAGAUUUUUCUAUUUCUUUCUAUAUUUAAUGAUGCUUUUAACUCUUUUUUGCGCCUAUUUGAUCCACAGAAUUAUUAUCAAUUUUUAUAAAAUAACUUCCUUCAUCGUCUUCAUCGCACCGUAAAUUUCUGUACUGGCUUAUCCGUUGAUUUUCUGUUAUUAUAUUAACGUUUUCAGUUUCUUUCUCCGUGUUAUUCAUAUGCUUCAUGUUCUGUGCUUUGUGAAUGUCAUGUUCAAAUGAAGCUUUCCCAGGAUUCAUUAUGGUUCGUUUUUAUAAAUUCUUUGUUUAUUUCUUUUACGUUUAUUUCAUAGGCUUCAUUUGUUUGUGUUUGCAAAUAGGCGUAGGGAAAGACUAACUUUGUAACCAUCUUAAUCUCGCCAUGAUAAAGGCAGUACAAUUUAAAGGGCAUUUUCUGUCUCUUGGAAAAACGAGGUGCUUCCCCAGAAUCCAGCCUCCAAACCUGGCCACUGCGUUGCUGGAGUCCAGCACUCGUUUCAGACUCGCCCCGGAGGUAUUUCUUGCUCUCGGCCGCGGCAGGAGUUGGGAUGGCCAUCGUCACCGGAACAGAGCCCGCCUUGUGCUGGGACCGUCUUAGGGCGCUCUGUGCCCCCCUCCCCUUCCCCCUCCCCCUCCUCCCCCACCACUAAUAAUAGCCCCUCCGAGGCUGGACACAUGCCAUCAAUUACAGCUUUAAUUCCCGCGAGCGUGCUGACGCUUCCACGAAUACGUGGCGCGUUUCCUGGGUCCGACUCUGGCCGUCUAGCGUUUCACCAGAUAACGCCCCUGUCUCCGGGAAUGUCACGCAAUUACGCAGUUGUCCAUGCCGUUCUCCGUCCUUCCUCUCUCCGUCACGUCUUGAGCCACCGGCUGUCCGCUUCUGGGCAACAGCUGCUUCAAUAACCGCGCUACCAGUUUACCACGGACAGCCAACUACUGCAAAAUAACUUCGGGUCCCCGGUUUUCUUAUCGUCUUCUGUCCUCUCGCCACUCCUUUUUUUUAUCACUGCUGUCCACGCCACUCUCCAUUUAACAAAAAUACAUCUUCAUUUUUAAUUCGUGGGGACGCUGCGAGAGUGGCUGACAGCGUAAAUUAAUUAUGUCACCAGAUAAUAAAGCCACAAUGCUUCCCUUCUUUCUGCUUGUUCUCGUGUUUUCGCCUUUAAUAAAGUAAUUAGCGUUCCAACUAGUGAUAAUGCUGUCACAACAGAACGUCAACCUCCAAAUUUAUACGGCCUGCAUCGUCUCUGUUGUUCGUGUAGCCCAGGAAUUUUUUCCAGAAAAAUGCUACACCAGCAUAUGGCUUGUGUAAUUAUCGACUUU
Molecule: messenger RNA, 7314 nt
Organism: Schistocerca gregaria
Lineage: Eukaryota; Metazoa; Arthropoda; Insecta; Orthoptera; Acrididae
Product: homeobox protein six1-like
Exons: 3
Coding region: 125-1354 (409 amino acids)
Biological process (GO): regulation of transcription by RNA polymerase II
Cellular component (GO): transcription regulator complex; nucleus
Molecular function (GO): RNA polymerase II cis-regulatory region sequence-specific DNA binding; DNA-binding transcription factor activity, RNA polymerase II-specific
Source: RefSeq, a predicted model, not a curated record